AGGAUUUUAUUGAGCUCGAACGAUAUUAAAAUUCUAACCAAUUGAACAUCCUGUGUUCUCCGUGACUUUUCUUGAUGGAAAAUUUGAUGGGCGACCUUGGCAGAGCUGAAAAACAAAUGUUAUCGUUACUUCAUCCGGCACAGCAGUAACACUUUAGGACAACUAAUGUCAGCUGCCAGUUUACGUCGAUCUUAAACAUAUGAAAAAUUAAAAGCAAUUUGUGGCUCAAAGCUGAUAGGUCACUUACUGUUAUUAUCCCAAAUAGGCGGUUGAUAUGCCUAUCAUUAAACACAUCGUGAAAAUUGCCAUGUCGUAUGGGUAACAGAUAAAUUAAGACGUUAUCAAGUGAACGAACCAAAAUAACUGUACGUGAGUGUAAGAGCGGAAAAAGAAACUGAACGUCAAUGUCUGAAUACUUGAACACAAAGAUAAAUGGAACACAGCCAUCGAGCUGCCUCAGCAAUCCUACAGCAGACAAAAUCGGAAAAACCUUUGCUUACUUCCUGAUUUUUCUUGUCUCGCUGGCUGGGAACACCGUCAUCGGAAUAAUUGUCUACAAGACGAAAACCGUGAGAAAACCCAUCAACUUUUUCAUCGUAAACAUGGCCAUGUCCGAUUUAUUGUAUCCAAUUUCGGUGAUCCCGUGGCUAAUACAAACCCUCUAUACAGACUUCUGGUUGAUCGGUGGUCCUCUUGGCCAGGUCUUGUGUAAGCUGAUUAACUUCUUUUCAGAUGUCUCCACUGCUGUGUCUAUUCAGAGCCUGGUUCUGAUAGCAGUGGAUCGAUUUGGAGCUGUGGUAUAUCCCCUCCGUUCCCCACUCAUCAGAUCAAAGCUGUGCCCGUUCAUCAUUCUCGUCACUUGGAUCGUCGCGAUGGCUAUCUACUCCCCAUAUCUCUUCGCCUUCAAACUUGUUGCGUACCCAGAAGGGUUGUUGUGUGAGCUGCAUUGGAAUGAAGCCUUUGGAGAGUCUUCGUCGUUAAAGAAUUACAAUGUGUCAUUUCUGGUUAUAUUCCUUUAUUCCCCUUUAGUGUUGAUAGCCACACUUUACAUUAUCAUCUAUUUAAAGCUCAAAUCCCAAAAGAUUCCAGGCGAGCAAUCAGUCAACGCUGGACAACAACGCCAGCAAAGGGAACGAAAUGUGUUAAAUAUGGCCAUUGCUAUUGUGUUAGGGUUUGCAGUAUGCUGGCUGCCCUACUCAAUCGCCAUAUUACUCUUUCAGUUUGCAUCGGACUUCAGGCCUUAUGGCUUCAGAUGCUUUUUCUCUGUCGCCAUUUUUAUGACUCGCGUAAAUUGUGCCGUUAAUCCUUGCAUCUGUUUUAUUUUCAGUAGAAAUUAUCGUACCGGGCUCAAGACUCUCUUUAGAUAAAUGACCUGAAACUUGAAGAACCCUAUUUUAAGAUUGAAUUUGUCUAACUGCCACAGGAUAGGUCGGCAGAAGUCGAAAAAUCGUUUGUUUCGAUAUAAAUAGUUUCUUUGAGCUCUAAGCUCUUUAAAUUAUAUUCGAGAAAAUCGAGUAACAUGAUUUUCGCCCCGAUCGGCCGCCAAAAUGGCCAAUCGCAAAGACUGAAAAUUAGUCUUGAACUUAAUUUGCGUUCGCGUGUAAAGAAGAACCAAAACUUAUCGAUACUUUUUCUUGAAAGUCAAAGUAUUCAGUAUUAGAAACAGAUUAUAGCUAGACCUGAGCGCCAUUCCAGGAUAAAAACACAAAUGUGUAAAAAAGGCCUUUGUUUACUCAGGUGAUAUUCCCAAUUUCGGAAUUAAAGUCAGAGAUAUUUUCUGACAUGUGCCAUAACUCCAAAUUCCUUGAAAUUUCGCUUUCGGAACACUUUCAUGUUGUUGUAAAACAUGUAUCAAAAUCAGCUUGGGUUAUUCUUCGAGUGGUUUUUGAGGCACGGCUAAAACAAACCCUGGUCUUAACUAAAACAUCACGAAAAGUUAGCAAUAGCACAUGUCGAAAAAUCAGUCUGAAUUUUUUUCCCAAAUUGCGAUCGGCCAUUUUGGUGGCCAUGGGGAGUCUAUGGGGCGAAAAUCGUUUUUCUAGAUUUUCUCGAAUUUAAAGCGCUUCGAGCUAAAAAAAAAUGUAUAUCUAGAUCACAUUUCAUAUCCACCAAAGCGCUAUUUGCCGCCAAAAUUAAAUUUUACCCAAUUUUGGCUGACAUUUGCUCGUAAAACUGCUUUGAAUCAGAUUCAAUGUACACUACAGCUUCAGUCAUUUAAGAAAACUUCGCAGAACUGUUUUAAACCUUGUUUAGCAGAGAGUUUACAAUCCAUGAUUCUGCAGUAUUCUGAAAACUCCAUUUUUGUAAUUUUCUUAUGUUAAUGAGAAGUUAUAGGUCGUCCUAAGCCUUGUAAAUAAUAUUUAUUCAUCAAUACUGCUGUAUUCAUUUGACUCAAUGUACGCUUGAUAAACUUCAAAGAACGUUUUCUAAUCGUUUUUUUUUUUUGAUAAUUGCUUUGCCAUCAUUAAGCACUUAAUGACUGGUCCCGCGGGAAACAGUGAGUUUUGUUUCCCGUAGACCCUCAACAUUGAGGUCGAGGGGAUACAAACCUGUUUCCCGCGGGUCUAGUAAUUGAGUGUGUUGUUAUACCUCUUAACUCAAAACUAGGGAAAUAAACUGCGCAAAAAUCGUUUGCUUGGCGCCAGCUCCCACACAAAUUUGCCGCGGUUUUAGGGAGCACGACCUGAUCACGUGCGAGUCGAAAGUUCAAGUUGUUGUU
Messenger RNA from Orbicella faveolata, 2719 nucleotides. RefSeq names its product QRFP-like peptide receptor. NCBI's taxonomy places the organism in Eukaryota, Metazoa, Cnidaria, Anthozoa, Scleractinia, Merulinidae. Gene Ontology annotation, biological process: G protein-coupled receptor signaling pathway. Gene Ontology annotation, cellular component: plasma membrane. The record is from RefSeq and is a predicted model, not a curated record. Gene Ontology annotation, molecular function: G protein-coupled receptor activity.